Messenger RNA from Loa loa (African eye worm), 2553 nucleotides. RefSeq lists its product as hypothetical. The coding region runs from base 13 to 2169 and encodes 718 amino acids. Gene Ontology annotation, biological process: protein modification process. The transcript has 14 exons. Lineage: Eukaryota; Metazoa; Nematoda; Chromadorea; Rhabditida; Onchocercidae. The record is from RefSeq and is a predicted model, not a curated record.
CAAUUUUGAGAAAUGGGGACAAAAAAAAAUGGUGACAAUAAAUAUGAAGGUUUCGAAUCGAGGCAUCAACAACAGCUGUUAGCAGCCGGUGUACCGAAGCAUUUCUGGCGACGCUUACAUGAAAAACUUGUCAACGAAAUAUUUGAUGCGGGUGACUUCUUCCAAAUUUUGGAAGAAAUUAGCGAAGAUGGCAAACAUCAUUACACAGUUAUAGCACUGCAACAAUUGAGAGUGGACGAUCCCAACUGCAUUUUUCUCAUAGAUCAUGCAUGGACUUUUCGACCACAAAUUGUACGAAAACAAUUGCAUGAAAUUCCUGGUCUUUUGGAUCGGAUUUGUAAUGUUUUCAAUAUUGAAGAACAAGAAAGAAGUGCAGCAGAAAGUCAUUCGGAUUACGGUGGUAGUGGUGACGAAGCACAAAUCCCAAGUGGAUUGGAGUGGCAACCUGCUAGUAAUCAGGAAGAAGGUAUGGUAAAACCGAUGAGUCAUAGUGACAGUUUUAAAAAGCAUACUGGUGGUAAAUGUGAUGGUGAUGCCGGAUCAGAUGGCGCUAGACCUAAUGAUAGUGCUGGACCAAGUAAUUAUGAAGAACGUCGUAGUAGUCUUCCGGAAAGUAUAACAGGUACCCCAAUGUCGGGAAGUCUUACUACCGUCUCGGAGGAAGAACAUCGAAUAAAUGAAGUUUUACAUCAUAUGUGGCGCUAUAUCCACACCUAUACAAUGCGUUUUUUAGAAAAGGAACCGGAUGAGUGCGACAUGCCGUUGUGGUAUAUGCCUGAUGAGUUUGGUGUUCGUAUUGGUCACAGCCACAUGCCUAAUUGUCGAAUGGUACCUAUCUUUCAUAUGCCAGAAAAUAUAGCUUACAAUUUGUUAUUUCCUAUUCAGAAUGUGGAAGUUGAAGGAACCAUUACUCGUGAUUAUGUAGACACAAUGAUUACAAGAACUCAUCCGGAAUGGCGUCAUAUUUUAAUGCAUCCGUGGAUUCCUGUAGAUUUAACAGGCGCAAGGCUUGAACAUAUCGUUGCUCCAGAUUCGCAUUUCACACGUUGCCGUGUUCCUGACAUUUUUCCAUUAAAUGCUUCGACUGUUGUUCCUGGCAUUGAUUUAUCAUUGAAGAAGAUAUAUGUAUUUGGCGAUGACUUGCAACUUUUUUCAAAUCUGAAAACAGUUGAAAUUGUAAAGGUUGAUUGCAUCGAGGAUGCUAAUGUCAUUUGGAUGCGGAAGCAUUUCAGUGAUUACAAAGACUUGUUUGAGAAAAAUCCGAAAGCUUUGGUGAAUCAAUUCCCUUACGAUAGUGUGUUAACAGUGAAAGAUCUGUUAACAGCGACAAUACAAUCAGUAUAUCGUGACAGUGUGAUAGAUUCAAAAUUGAUGCAUUGGCAACCGUUGUGGUUCGAAACGACUUUCAAUCUUGAAACCGAAUUGCCACAGUUUGUAGCUUAUUAUCAACAGCGAGAACUUAAGAAUAUGGAUAACACCUGGAUAGUAAAACCAUGGAAUCUUGCACGAGGUCUGGAUAUACAUGUGACUGACAAUUUAUCUUAUAUUAUUCGCCUUAUCGAAAGUGGGCCUAAGAUUGCGUGCAAAUAUAUUCAUCGACCUGUCCUCGUUCGAAGACCUGACAACGGUAAUAUGGUGAAAUUUGACUUGCGUUAUAUCAUAUUUUUGCGUUGCUUACGCCCACUAAAGCUGUUUUUGUACAAAAAUUUUUGGGUACGAUUUGCAAUCAAUGACUUUUCGCUUUCACAGUUGGAUGACCGUGACACUCAUUUUACAGUUUUCAAUUAUUCGGAGGAUGAUAAAGUUUUAAACAUGGAUUGCAAAGAUUUUAUCAACCAAUGGGAGAAAUUGUAUGCUGUAAAAUGGAGCGAAAUACAAGGAAAAAUCAAUGAAGUGAUCAAAGAUGUGAUUAAAACUGUAUCGAAAGAAAAGCCUCCUCGUGGGAUUGUCCCAAAUGCACAGUCUCGAGCAAUGUAUGGAAUGGAUGUAAUGUUGAAAUGGGACUCUGAUGAUCUUGCUACACGCAAAAUUUGUGUUUCGUUUAUCGAAGGGAAUUUCAUGCCCGAUUGCGACCGUGCUUGCACAUUCGAUGCGGAUUUUGCAGAUACAGCUUUUAAUGCUCUUUUUACGGAUAAAGACAUCCCUGAUAUGUUGAUGGAGCUGGUUUAAUUUCUAUUGCUAUAUACUUCUGAGUUGUCCAGUUUGCUUAACCUGGUGUCUAUGUUGCACUUCUUUCUUUAAAUCUAUUAUUAACUUGGGAAGAGCUCGAUGAAGGGGCUGCAUAUUUCUUCUUAAUCGGGACAGUUAAUCACUUCUCAUGUCGGAAGUUUUCGAAAUAUUUCAUGUUUUGGUUCUCGUUUCAGACCAGAAAAACCAGUUCUGUCUCGAGUUCCGGUUAGUUUGGCAGAUAUUAUACAUUUUAUUUAUUUCGUUUCAGGCUUAUAAUAUCCGUUUGUGUUAUAUAAUUAUUUGCUAACUUUAAUCGUUCCUAUCAAAAUUCCUGCAAGAUGUAUAUCGUCCUUGUGAGUCAUUCCUCGAAGCAUUAUUUCCCAG